Pocillopora damicornis (cauliflower coral) is the source of this 2786-nucleotide messenger RNA. RefSeq names its product potassium channel subfamily K member 15. Gene Ontology annotation, biological process: potassium ion transmembrane transport; stabilization of membrane potential. Gene Ontology annotation, cellular component: plasma membrane. Gene Ontology annotation, molecular function: outward rectifier potassium channel activity; potassium ion leak channel activity. The record is from RefSeq and is a predicted model, not a curated record. Lineage: Eukaryota; Metazoa; Cnidaria; Anthozoa; Scleractinia; Pocilloporidae.
AGUAGCCUUAGAGCAAAUACAUAUUGAACGGGAAAACAAAAUUCCAGUUCUUUCAAUUUGAAACGCAGAGACACUGACUCAUUAAGAUCAAAUGGAGUUGCUGUGACAAGAUCAUGCAUCGCCGACGGAAUAUUUAAGAGCCAGUGUUUCAGCAUAUCUGAUCAGCUUCGAAAGUGAACUUGAAUUAUACAACGAUUGUUAGUAGAUUACCAAAAAGAAGAUGUAUGAUGAGAGCCCUUUCCAACUUCCUGUCUUAUCUUCGAAAGUUUCCGAUCCGUUCAGCUCCUAAGAUUUUAACAGCACCAAGCAGGCGUAGUGGAACUCCAUUUGCGCCAAAACGGUGUAUGUUUGAACUAAAGUGUCCGCUAUGGAUUACCUGUGGAAGACUGCGCUUAUUCGCACCUUUGGAUUCAUAUUAUGGGCCUCUUUGAGUGCUUGGUUGUUUUCUUUUGUGGAAUAUACGGAAAAAGAUGACAAAAGAGAAAAAGACCACUUGUUAAAGUCCCUGUACAUUUCCAUGGCAUCUAAAUUCAAUAUGACCAUCAAGGAAUUUAAUAAUUUUUCCAGCAUUGCGCAUGAAGCUCUGAGCCAACCUAAACCACGGUGGACGUAUUUUGUUUCCUUGGAAUUCGUCUUACAAGCUUUCACUACCGUAGGCUAUGGAUACGUCACUCCUCAAACACCUGCUGGUCAGAUAUUAUGCAUUUUUAUUUGUCUUCUUGGGAUUCCCAUUACAUUACUCGCGUUGAAGUCUGUUGGCGAUUUAAUGGCCAAACUUGUCAACGCGCUUGUAACAAAGUUUGAAAGCAAACUUUUCAAAAGAGCGCAUCCGGAAAAAGUAGAAACAAAGAGCGCUGUGAUCCUCUUUUUCCUGAUGGUGAUAUUUAUUGUGGCAAACGGCCGGUUAGUUAUGAGUACACAAGGUUGGACUUUUGUUGAAAGUGUGUAUUUCUGGUUCGUUACGCUGACCACAAUCGGUUUUGGUGAUUACGUUCCAGAGAAACGAAAGUUCCACUCGGAACAACGCACCAGAAAAGGUUUUCUCCGUAUGCUCAUGACUAUUUAUGCAAUGAUUGGCUUCUGUGUUGUUUCAAGCGUAAUCAAUUCCGUCAUGGCGGCUAUGGAGGAAUUGAAGUUCCAUCGUGCCUGUCCCAUGUGUGCCUCUAGAAAAACCCGGGAUGAAGUGAACAAUGUGGAGACUAACUGCACCCCAAAAAGGCAAGAAAAUGGCACUGAAAACAUGUGCUACUUAACUGAACUGUAACUGACUGUUUAUCAGCAAUGAAAUCUGCUUGACAUCAAAGUUGCACAUUAAAGCCCUGGCGGAGUUUAGAAAAACCUUAUUUUCCUUUAAAAUUUCUCAAAAAGAAGAACUUUCUCCAGAUCAUGAUGGCAGUGAUUCUCUAACCAGUUUUACCUGCUAAUGACAUUAUGUCGAAGGAACCAGACUGAAAUAAGAGUAAAGUUAUUCAUUCGGCUUUUUCUUUCUUUAUCAACGAGGAAACUAAGAGAACUCUCUCUUUCUUUAGUCGUUCGUGGUGACGAUGCAGCUAUGAUUAUUUGGUUACGCACAUUUUUUUUUCUCAGCUUUGAAUAAAUUUGAAAAUUAAACAAAGCGCUUCUAAAAGAAAAGGACCCUGAGGGCUACUUAAAAUAAAAGUACCAUGUUUACUUGUUGAAGGAGUCUCCUUGACGUUUGUUGUCCCGCGGCAAUAUUUCCCUUGCAGUACAGAUGGGAAAAUAUGACAACAUUGAAAGUUCCUCUUGCCUAGAACCAACUCAAAUAAAAUGUUGAUAAUGAAGACUUGUCAAGGACAGGAUGUGAAAUGAGGACAACUUGACACCUUUGAAUUAAAACAAUACCUUAAAAAAAUUGACAGUGAAACAACACACAGAUCCAUGAUGACAAUGGAGAGGAAUAAGUUCAAUUGUGAAAUUCUUACACCUGCCAGUUUAUCCUCACAUGAGGGAUUGACAAGUCUUCCAUACUUAUAUAAAUAAUUGACAAUUCUGUCCUGACAAGUGUAAUUACUAAGAACGUGAACAUGACUUGACAGAGACGAGAACGAAAAAAGUUGUGUUCAUAUCGCUUUUAACCACUGUUCAGAAAUAUCAGUUGAGGUUUUCUUGAAACUGCUGUCGAGGUGUUUUUGGUUGAAAAAGUCAAUUAACAGCUGGUUGAGCUGGAGGUAAUAUAUUCGUUUUUCCAUUCAUAGCCUUAGAGAAAGAAAGGGAGAAAAUACCUUUCUUUAAAUAAGUUCCCAAAUGAAACUUAAUGUUGGGCUUCAUAGUUUUUUAUUGAUUUGAAUUUUUUUAAAACAUUUGAAUGUCUCUUGACCUGCAUUCAUUAUAACAAUCAUAAUCCAAAGAAAGAGAAAAAAUCAAUUUUUAUGGGAGAUUAUUGUUUCAGAUUAUGAUAAUGAACAGGCCAAAGAAAAUAAAAAUUCGACUGGUUUAAAAAAAUUUCAGCCACAACAUAAAUAAAAGGAUGUAAAAAUUAAUUUCUGUGUUAAUCAAUUUUCAAAAUUCAUGAAAGUUCAUUUAAAGAAGUUCAUUGUUCGGUCAAUUCUCGCAUAGCUUAUCUAACGUACGCCAGCUGCAUCAUCAUUUUACGUUCACAAGCUUACAGUAAUACGCAAGACAUGUCAUUCAAUACUAUUUUGAUAUCGCCUUGCCAGGGAACGUCGAAAAAAAGCCUGUGAACAGCUUCGUACUGAAUGAAUCUCAUACGAGACCUUGAUAACUCUCAGAGUAAGUGAUAAUAAAUGUGAAAGUGUAAACAGAAA